AUGAAGAAGAACUUUUUUCAAAUCAAAGCAAAAAGAAAAUAUGAUCAUGUUGAAGAAGAAAAUUCUGAAGAGAAAGAUGUAUCAACAAGUCCACCAGUAAUACAGACUGAAACAGCUGUUCGUAGUCAACAAGAAGAUGAACAAGAAGAACGACUUGUUAAUAAUAAAGAUGUUCAACCUAUAGAAGUAAUUAAUCGAUUUGUUCAUUGGCAUCGACGUUGGUAUCGAAGCGAACCUGUUGAUGUUUAUUAUACACCAUUUAAUACAGCUCUUGAACCUUGA
Messenger RNA from Rotaria sordida, 282 nucleotides. The record is from the annotation of a GenBank genome assembly. Lineage: Eukaryota; Metazoa; Rotifera; Eurotatoria; Philodinida; Philodinidae.